Colletotrichum destructivum is the source of this 456-nucleotide messenger RNA. RefSeq lists its product as uncharacterized. The coding region runs from base 1 to 456 and encodes 151 amino acids. The record is from RefSeq and is a predicted model, not a curated record. Lineage: Eukaryota; Fungi; Ascomycota; Sordariomycetes; Glomerellales; Glomerellaceae. The transcript has a single exon.
AUGACGGGGUCAACGCACCUCGACGUAAACUACCGGAUUGAGGAAGCGCCAACACCAAAACCCCUCUUUUCUUGCAGCUUCAAACUGCUUACUACCGUGUACAGAGGUACCUCAUCAAAAUCUGCUCAUAGACUUACGCAGCUAAGUAGCCCUCAAGUAGGUAAGCAACGUCAACUUGCAUUCGCUGCUGACUGCUCCGCCAUCCAGCCGAUGCACCUGGGUCUCACGCUUCACACGGAGUCGCACAAAACCACCAAUCCCUGGAAGUAUAGAAACCACGCACGCUGUGUAGUUCACGAUCUCGAACCGCUCAGAUGCGAGCUUACCAAGCUUAUGAUGCCCCACCCGGCCCCCGAACUGUUGCGGACGCGCCCGGUCUAUCAAGACAAGUGGGCCUGCCGCGCGCUUGGUAUAUAUCAUUUUAGGCAUGCCAUUUGUCAGAUUACGGAGGGAUAA